UUUCACACUGCAAGUCAAACCAGUCAAGUUUCUCCACCUUUGUCGUUAAAGUAUCGUCUGGCUCUCCGUUUCAUCCAUCCACGGAGUGAGAUACCUGUGUAAUUCUCAGCCGUUUCGGAAUAACGCCAGCACCAUAAUUAUUCAUUUAUUCCGAGUGAUAAGUUUCUGGAAAGAAAAAUCCAUCUGUGACUGUGUCUCGGUGGUCCCCCACCGACUCGCACAGUAGCGAGUGAUUGGACUCUCGGCUGAAUAAUUACAGACUGUUACAAUGGUAGACUACUAUAAAGUUCUUGAAAUCACACGGGUGGCGACUACGGCGGACAUCAAGAAGGCUUAUCGUAAAUUAGCACUGAAAUGGCAUCCGGAUAAAAACCCAGACGAUCUCGAGGAGUCGACGAAGAAAUUCAAAGAGAUCUCGGAGGCGUAUGAAGUAUUGAUUGACGAGAAGAAGAGACGAGUUUACGAUCAGUAUGGCAAAGAGGGUCUUCAGAUUCCUGGCAACAAACGCAGACAUGAGGACGAAGAUUUCGAUCAGUUCCAUAACUGGUUUGUGUUCAGAGAUCCUGAGGAUGUCUUCAGAGAAUUUUUCCAUGGUUCACCUUUCAACGAUCUGUUCGAUGUUCUGAAUGGAGCUAAUGGACGCAGAGGAUUACACAGGCACAGUUCCAGGCACAACACAUUGGGCUCACCAUUUGGCACACUUGAUCUCAGUCUAUCGUCGCCUUUUGGAUUUUUCGGUAAUGGUGGUGAUCUUGGUUUUUCGUCAUUCAGCAAUUUUUCAACGGGCUCGUCACCCAGCUCCGGGGCAGCUGUCAAAAAGACAAGCACAUCCACUAGAUUCAUCAAUGGAAAGAAAAUAACAACUCACAAGGUCGUCGAGGGUGGCAAAGAGACUAUAACCUUCUACGAAAACGACGUAAUAAAGUCAAGGACAGUCAACGGAGUUCCACAAUCAAUCACGUUGAAUGAGGCAUCGACGAGUCGUCAAGUGAGUGACAAAAUCAGCGAUACGUCGUCAACUGGUAGCCACGGUGGUCAUGCUAGAGACAGUACGAAACAGUUACAUACGGAUAAAUCACGGCUAAAAUCCCAUCACCAUCAUCCGCAUACGAAGCACGAAAAAACUAAAAGAAAGUGAAUUACGAAAGAGAGUGUGAGAGAGAGAAAAAAAAACAGCAAGAACAUGCUUCAUUCUUAAUCACUACUUCCCUUUUAUAUUUUCGCUGUAUGUGACCACCAUCCCCCAGCCCCUCUCGUCCAUCUGUAUACUUUUAUUCAAUCCAGAUUUCACCGCUUGAAAACAAUGAAAAUGAAAUGAAACGUUCUGGCUUUGUGCGGUAAUAGCUGUGAAUUCAUUUGAAAAUAAAAUUUAUAAGUAUGAGACAUUAACGAUAAAUGUCUGUCAUAUGGAGACUUAUUCAUCUCUGCUACGCAAUCUUAGAUGUUUGUACUCACAAUCGUAGAUUAUUAAGGACAUCUUUUAUCGUCAUUAGUAUCACCUGCGUUAAUUGAUUAAAUGUAUGGGUAGAAUACAGUCGAGUUAAGGAUAUGGAAAUUCACUAUGAUGACUGCGCAAUGUUCGAUGAUUUGUUUCGUGACUCUCGUGAAUUACGAUUAAUUGAAUCAGGGUGAAUUUCACUAGCGCCGUCAUGCGUUUUAGGAAAAUUUCUUUCUUCGAUGAUUUAUGAUAUAUGUGUAUAUAAUGAUAAGAGAUAGAGUUUAAGUUUAAAAAAAAUACAACUCUUAUUAUUCAAAA
Molecule: messenger RNA, 1756 nt
Organism: Diachasma alloeum
Lineage: Eukaryota; Metazoa; Arthropoda; Insecta; Hymenoptera; Braconidae
Product: dnaJ homolog subfamily B member 6
Exons: 7
Coding region: 269-1138 (289 amino acids)
Molecular function (GO): Hsp70 protein binding
Source: RefSeq, a predicted model, not a curated record